Protopterus annectens (West African lungfish) is the source of this 714-nucleotide messenger RNA. RefSeq names its product trypsin-like. The transcript is spliced from 5 exons. Gene Ontology annotation, biological process: proteolysis. Bases 1 to 714 code for a protein of 237 amino acids. Lineage: Eukaryota; Metazoa; Chordata; Ceratodontiformes; Protopteridae. Gene Ontology annotation, molecular function: serine-type endopeptidase activity. The record is from RefSeq and is a predicted model, not a curated record.
AUGGCUAUCGCGUCAUCUGGUGGACGUAACGACAAGAUUGUUGGGGGCUACGAAUGUAAGAGAAACAGCCAGCCUCACCAAGUGUCUCUAAGUGUGGAUGGUGAACACCUCUGUGGUGGGUCGCUUCUGAAUGAGCUAUGGGUCCUGUCUGCAGCCCACUGCUACUACGAAGAAAAGUUUGAUGUUCGGCUUGGUGAACAUGACUUGACCAAGGAUGAAGGCACUGAGCAGGUUAUUAAUGUGGAAAAGGCCAUUUUACACCCUCUGUAUGACUACAUGACAGUGAACAAUGACAUUAUGCUACUGAAGUUGGCAUCACCAGCCAGGCUCACCCCCUAUGUUCAACCUAUUCGACUGCCGAGGCACUGUCCAGUAGAUAACACCCUAUGUUUAGUGUCAGGAUGGGGCAACACACUGAGUAAUGGAGAACUUUUUCCAGGAAGCCUUCAAUGUCUAGAAGUCCCAGUAAUUUCUGAAUCUUUAUGUCAUAACUUAUAUCCUGGAAAAAUAACCAAAAACAUGUUCUGUGCUGGUUACCUCGAUGGAGGAAAAGACUCAUGUCAGCGUGACUCUGGAGGACCGUUGGUAUGUAAUGGAGAACUCUGGGGAGUUGUGUCAUGGGGUGAAGGCUGUGCUCUACCAAAUCUACCAGGUGUCUACACCAAGGUCUGCAACUAUUUGUUCUGGAUUGAUGAAGUAAUGUCUACUGAAUAG